UCAGAUAUAGAACAGAGAAACAUUAUAAACAAAUUGGCUAAUUUUGUAGCUCGAAAUGGACCAGAAUUUGAACUUAUGACCAAAUCUAAACAGAAAGAUAACCCAAGAUUUCAAUUUUUAUUUGGUGGUGAAUUUUUUAACUAUUAUCAGUAUAAAGUCACCUCGGAGCAAGCUGAGCAGCAGAUAACAGCAUUACAACAGAAUCUUAGUAAAUUACAGAAAAGUAAAGAUGAACAGAUUAGACAGAGUGAGAGUAACUUAGCGGCUCAAUAUCAGAAUAUGAUACAACAACAGGGGCCUCAGAUAGACCAGUGUAUUAAGAAUGCUAAAGAAAGCAGACUACAACAAUUAGCUGUAGAUUGUGAGUUACCUGUAGAAGAAUUAGAUAGAGCAGUACAACCUAUUAUUGAUUCUUGUACUAAAGAUGGUAUAUUGAAUUGUAAGAAUUGGAUCAUGCAGAAGAGUAUGUCAUUUCAACAUUGUGAACUUAUAACACAAUAUAUAUUAAAAAGAAUUAUUGGUCCAGAUAGCCAGUUUUCAGUCCGUCUGCAUCUGAUAUAUUUAAUGAAUGAUUUGUUACAUCAUUGUAUGAGAAAAGGCCACAAUGAUUUGAAAGUAAAUAUAGAGAAGAUUGUAGUACCAACAUUUUGUACCACAAUAAAAGAUUGUGAUGAGAAAGGUAAAGAAAAAUUACUAAAGUUGUUAAAUCUGUGGGACAGACAUAAUUAUUUCAAUGCUGAUACUAUA
Messenger RNA from Lottia gigantea (owl limpet), 747 nucleotides. RefSeq lists its product as hypothetical. Gene Ontology annotation, molecular function: RNA binding. The record is from RefSeq and is a predicted model, not a curated record. Gene Ontology annotation, biological process: RNA processing; intracellular calcium ion homeostasis. Lineage: Eukaryota; Metazoa; Mollusca; Gastropoda; Lottiidae. The transcript has 7 exons. Gene Ontology annotation, cellular component: perinuclear region of cytoplasm. The annotation marks the transcript as partial.